CGUAUGGGGGCUACAUGACACUACUCUUGUUUCUCAUUCUGUCUCUCCAAAACCACUGGUCGUGGUCGUGUCCCAAUCAAUCAAACCAAGAACAACCCAUGAAAAACUUGUUACAAUCAUCUACAGAUGCAUAAUUUUUCAACAAUAUAUGCAUACAUAACCCAUCUGGGGUUUCAAUUUUUUUUUCCCAAUUCCUAAUUUUAAUAAGUAGCCCUAACUAAUUUGGUUCCGUCAUGGCGGUGUCGGAGGAGGAAUCAUCGUCGGCGAGUGGGAACAACUCAAAAUCACUGCCAUCCCAUGGCGGUCCUCACUACCUUGCUAAAUGUGUUCUUAAAGGAAGCGUUGUCCUUCAAAUCGUCUACGGUCACAUCCGAUCCCCUUCCUCUAAGGACAUCGUUUUCGGCAAGGAAACAUCCUUAGAGUUGGUAAUUAUAGAUGAUUAUGGAGUUCUGCAGUCCAUAUGUGAGCAACCUGUAUUUGGAACAAUCAAAGAUCUUGCUAUUCUUCCCUGGAAUCGUAGAGCAAGCCCACAGGUACAAGGAAAGGACCUUUUGCUUGUUACUUCAGACUCCGGAAAGCUCUCGGUUCUCACUUUCUCGAAUGAAAUGCACAGGUUCUUCCCUUUGACACAAGUUCAGCUAUCUAGCUCACCUGGAAACCUAAGGCAUCAUGUUGGAAGAAUGUUGGCUGUUGAUUCCAAUGGUUGUUUCAUUGCUACAAGUGCAUACGAGGACCGUCUAGCUCUGUUCUCAGUUUCUAGUUCCGGUGGCGCUGACAUCAUCGAUAAGAAAAUAUUUUGUCCUUCUGACAUUGAAAAUAAUACGAGUACAAGCACUGGAGUUUCUGGUAUACAUGGUACUAUAUGGAGCAUGUGCUUUAUCUCGAAAGAUAUGAGUCAACCACACAAGGAGCACAACCCUGUGUUAGCCAUUCUUCUAAAUAGAAAGGGAUCACUUCUUAAUGAGCUUUUGUUAUUAGAAUGGAAUACUAGGGAGAACUUUGUCCACGUACUAUCUCAGUAUGCUGAGCUUGGACCUCUAGCACAUGAUAUAGUUGAAGUUCCCAAUUCUUAUGGAUUCGCAUUUCUCUUCAGAGUUAGUGAUGCUCUUCUGAUGGAUCUUAGGGAUGCACACAACCCUUUAUGUGUGUACAGAACAAGCCUAAACUUCUUACCGUCAGUGGUGGAUGAGCAUACUUUUGUUGAGGAAUCGUAUCGAACGAAUGAUGUCGAUGAAGAAGGUAACAUAUGCAACGUUGCUGCAUCUGCUCUUUUGGAGCUGAAAGACAUAAUUAAGGAUGAUGAUCCCAUGAACAUAGAUGAUGAUAGUGGUUAUUCAUCAAAGUCAACGUCCAAUCGUGUGUGCUCAUGGAGUUGGGAACCAGGAAAUGAAGAAAAUCCAAGGAUGAUAUUUUGUGUUGAUACUGGAGAGCUUUUUAUGAUUGAGCUUUCUUCUGAUCCAACUGGUCUUAAAGUCAACCUCUCUGAUUGUCUCUAUAAAGGUUUACCAUUUAAAGAGCUUUUAUGGGCCGAAGGUGGAUUUUUUACUGCACUUGCAGAAAUGGGUGAUGGGAUGGUACUGAAAAUUGAAGAAGGGAAGCUACAGUACAAAAGCCCAGUUCAAAAUAUUUCGCCAAUAUUGGAUAUGUCACUCGUGGAUUACCAUGAUGAGAAACAUGAACAAAUGUUUGCUUGUUGUGGGAUGGCACCGGAAGGAUCGUUAAGGGUUAUCCGAAAUGGUAUCAGUUUAGAGAAACUAUUGAAAACUGCCCCUGUUUAUCAAGGGAUCACGGGUACUUGGGCAAUGAAAAUGAAAUUAGUUGAUUGUUACCAUUCUUUCCUUGUGCUAUCUUUUGUAGAAGAGACAAGGGUGCUUUCCGUUGGUGUAAGCUUUACUGAUGUGACUGAUUCAGUUGGCUUCAGCCCUGAUGUAUGUACUCUAGCGUGUGGUAUUAUUGGUGAUGGGUUGGUGGUUCAGAUCCACCAGAAUGCAGUUCGACUUGCUUUACCUACGGCUGCUGCUCACCCUGAUGGUAUUCCUUUUACGUCUCCAAAUUGUACAUCUUGGUUUCCUGAUAACAUGACCAUUAGUCUUGGGGCCGUGGGGCAUAAGUUUAUAGUUGUCGCAACUUCCAAUCCAUGCUACUUAUUUGUUCUUGGGGUUAGACGUCUGGCAGCUUAUCAAUAUGAAGUAUACCAGUUGCAACAUGUCAGAUUGGAUUAUGAAUUGUCCUGCAUCUCCAUUCCUCAAAAACCACUUCAGGCAGACCCGUCUAACUCUUUUUAUCAGCUCUCUAGUAACCACCUUGUGAUGGAUCCUACAAAUGGAGUUGAAAUUGGAAAUACUUUUGUUAUAGGCACACAUAGGCCUUCGGUGGAGGUUCUAUCUUUUAUACCUGAUCAAGGCAUAAGAGCUCUUGCUAUAGGAAUCAUUUCCUUAGUAAACAGUACGGGAACAACCAUCAGUGGAUCGGUACCUCAGGAUGUAAGGCUUGUACAAGUUGAUCGACUUUAUAUCCUUUCAGGGCUGAGGAAUGGCAUGCUACUUCGAUUUGAGUGGCCAUCUGUAUCUACGAAUUCAUCAUUAGAAUCUCCAAAGGCACGACCAUAUGUUAGUUCAAUUAACUCAUUCACGUCGACUUCACCACAUAGCACCUCGGCUAUGCAUUCAUGCAUUAUAUCUGAGAUGACAAAGGACAACGUCCCUGUUUGUCUUCAGUUGAUUUCAAUCCGUCGUAUUGGUAUCACUCCAGCCUUCCUGGUUCCAUUGAAUGAUCUCCCUGAUGCUGAUGUAAUUGCUCUCAGUGAUAGGCCUUGGUUAUUACAAACUGCAAGGCACAGCCUCUCAUACACCUCUAUCUCUUUCCAAGCAUCCACACAUGCAACUCCAGUAUGCUCAAAGGAAUGUCCCAAUGGAAUUUUAUUUGUAUCUGAGAACAGUCUCCAUUUGUUGGAGAUGGUGCACAGCAAGAGACUGAACGUCCAGAAGUUCCAUCUGGAAGGAACGCCACGCAAAGUUUUAUAUCAUGCUGAAAGCAGAUUGUUGUUAGUUUUAAGGACAGAUCUGAGUGAAAAUUCGUGUUCAUCGGAUAUAUGUUGUGUGGACCCCCUGAGUGGUUCAGUUUUGUCAUCUUUUAAACUUGAUCCUGGGGAAACAGGGAAGUGCAUGGAGUUACUGAAGGUGGGGAGUGAACAAGUAUUGGUGGUGGGAACUAGUCUCUCCACCGGUCCUGCUAUAAUGCCUAGUGGUGAAGCUGAAAGUACAAGGGGCCGAUUGAUAGUCCUCUGCCUUGAGCACAAACAAAAUUCAGAUAGUGGCUCAAUGACAUUUUAUUCAAAAGCCGGCUCAUCUUCCCAACGAACUUCCCCUUUCCGCGAAAUCAGUGGUUGUGGAGCGGAGCAACUUUCAAGUAGCAGUCUGUGCAGCAGCCCUGACGAUAAUAGUUCGGAUGGGAUAAAGCUUGAAGAAACUGAAGUAUGGAAUCUACGAUUAGCUUAUUCAACCAAUAUGCGUGGGAUAGUGCUUGCCAUCUGCCCUUAUCUGGGCUGUUAUUUCUUGGCCUCUGCCGGCAGUGCUUUUUAUGUCUGCAGCUUUCAAAACGAUAAUUCUCUAAGGGUCAAAAGAUUGGCUGUUGGAAGGACGCGGUUUAUGAUCAUGACUUUGACCACUCACUUCACUACUAUUGCUGUUGGUGAUUGUCGUGAUGGCAUUCUUUUCUAUGCAUAUUAUGAGGACGCCAAGAAGGUGGAGCAAUUAUAUAGUGACCCUGUCCAGAGGCUGGUUGCUGAUUGCCUUCUUAUGAACAUUGAUACAGCUGUUGUUUCAGAUCGCAAGGGGAGCAUUGCAGUCUUGUCUUGUUCGCAUCACUCAGGUGAAAAUGCAAGUCCAGAAUGCAACUUAAAGGUUUGUUCAUCCUUCUAUAUGGGUGAGAUCGCAAUGAGCAUCAGAAAGGGUUCGUUUUCAUACAAACUUCUGGCUGACGAUGAAAUGAGGGACUGCGACAUUGCUAGUUCAAUUAUGGAUUUAUCACACAGUAGUAUUGUGGCAAGCACAUUGUUAGGAAGCAUAAUGAUCUUCGUUCCUAUAUCAAGGGAUGAAUUUGAGCUUUUGGAAGAUGUACAAUCCAGGAUUGCAGUUCAUCCUUUGACGGCUCCUAUUCUUGGGAAUGAUCAUAACGAGUUCCGCAGCCGUCAAAGUUCGGUAUGGGCAGGGAUACCAAAGAUUCUUGAUGGGGAUAUGCUAGCUCAGUUUUUGGAGCUCACAAAUACCCAACAGGAGGAUGUACUAGCUUUACCUCGAGCCCCUCAUAAUAUCUUCACAUCACGUAGUUCAAAGCCACCACUUUCACGGAUCAAUGUUAAUAAGGUUGUGCGACUUCUUGAACGAGUUCACUAUGCUCUAAACUGAACCCAUUGUCUUCCAAACAAUCAUGGCCUACACGAGUCUUUUCUUAGCCAACCAAAAAGCAGCGUCUAUUUUGGCAGUAGACCGGAACUCUUGAUGAAGCUUUACUGGUUUUAUCAAUGAAGACAUGUGGUCAAUGAAACCCCGUCUUCAAUAAGCUGGGCUGGCAUUGGAUCCUUGAUCGAAGAAGUGCGGUGCCCUUUUUCAUGUAGAUACAUUUCGGCAUUUAAUGCUUCUUUUGCUAUUUAUUUUUGCUGGCAUACAAGCAUUCUCCUUCAUGUUAGCUUUUGUUGUAUAGAAUGAGAGCUAGAAAGUAUUUAAUAUGUAGUUAUCUUUUGUUUUUUUGAGGCCAAAGACUUGUAUUCUAGAGUAUGCAAAAUGAGCAUGUAAAUAGAGUUGGGAUUCAAUUUUGAAGUGUUUCUUUUUUCUUUC
Cynara cardunculus var. scolymus (artichoke) is the source of this 4835-nucleotide messenger RNA. Its product is annotated as pre-mRNA-splicing factor prp12. The coding region runs from base 234 to 4406 and encodes 1390 amino acids. Gene Ontology annotation, biological process: mRNA splicing, via spliceosome. The record is from RefSeq and is a predicted model, not a curated record. NCBI's taxonomy places the organism in Eukaryota, Viridiplantae, Streptophyta, Magnoliopsida, Asterales, Asteraceae. Gene Ontology annotation, molecular function: protein binding; U2 snRNA binding. Gene Ontology annotation, cellular component: nucleus; U2 snRNP. The transcript is spliced from 15 exons.